AUGUGGGCCUGGCGACAGGGCUGGGCGGUCACCGCAGGCCUGACCGUCCGCGUGACCCAGGAGCGCACGCAGCUCGCGAACCGCGCCAUCGCGCUGCAGCGGCUGCGCGCCAAGCUGCUGGUUGUGCUGGAGGAGCAGCGGGCCGCUGCGCUGGCGGAGCUCAAGGGGGACAUAGUCAAGGCGGAGUGGGGGCAGCAGAUACGCAACUACGUGCUGCACCCAUACAAGCUGGCCAAGGACACCCGAACCGGCCAUGAGACCGCCGACGUCGGCGCGGUGCUUGACGGCGGCUUGGAGCCGUUCAUGACCGCGUGGCUGCGGCACAGGGGACGGAAAGCAGCGGAGGAGCGGCUCUCUGCUGUGUCUUGA
Messenger RNA from Monoraphidium neglectum, 369 nucleotides. Its product is annotated as Peptide chain release factor 2. Gene Ontology annotation, biological process: translational termination. Gene Ontology annotation, molecular function: translation release factor activity. The record is from RefSeq and is a predicted model, not a curated record. NCBI's taxonomy places the organism in Eukaryota, Viridiplantae, Chlorophyta, Chlorophyceae, Sphaeropleales, Selenastraceae. The coding region runs from base 1 to 369 and encodes 122 amino acids. The transcript has 3 exons.